AUGCCCACGACGUCUGUUCAGAGCGGCAACGGGCUGGUUGAGAGUGACAUGCAUGAGACAGCCGUCGUUGAUGGCAAAACAAUGCUCAUACCCAUCUACGAGCCACGCGCUUACAACCUAGAGGGAUACGGACUAGAUCCUGGCCAGGGCUGGAUUCUAGACGGCGUCUUCCAAGAAGUCGAUAUCGAGACCGGAGAUGUUCUUUUCCAGUGGAACUCUAUCGAUCACGUUUCGGUUGAGGAAUCCUACUCGCUUCUGGACGAGGACGGGGGAGGGACUGAAGAUAACCCGUGGGAUUACUUCCAUAUCAACUCCAUCGACAAGAAUGCCAAUGGUGACUACGUAGUGUCAGCCAGACACACCAAUGGCAUUUACAAGAUAUCCGGCCGAGAUGGAUCCGUGAUGUGGAGAUUAGGAGGAAGCCAUCCAGAUAUAGAGCAGACAAACUACAAUUUCUCAGCACAGCACGACGCGCGUUUCCGCCAGGAGAACGAUACUACAACUGUACUGUCUCUGUUCGACAACGCAAGUGAUCGGUAUACAAACACAUCGUCGAUCUCAAGCGGCAUGCUCGUCUCCAUUGACCACGGAACAAACUAUUCGACUCUGAUUAGACAAUAUGCUGCCCCUGGGGAUGUCCCACUCUCAUGGAGCCAGGGCAAUAUGCAGAUCCUGCCAAACAAGAAUGUCAUCGUAGGAUGGGGCAGUGUUCCUGCGAUCUCGGAGCACCUUGAAGACGGCACCUUGGUAUUCUUCGCCACAGUAGAAGAUCCCCUUUCCAUGAAUUACCGUUGGCACAAAUCCAACUGGACCGGAGAGCCAGCUGAUCCGCCGUCUCUGAAAAUAUACAGCGAGUCUCCAAUGUCAGGGACCACGUUUUGGAUCAGUUGGAAUGGAGCUACAGAGGUGGACUACUGGAAUAUCUAUGCCACCGCCAAUACAUCGGAAGAGUUUACACAUCUGGACUAUGCGGACCAUGUUGGCUUUGAGACUACGUAUUCUAGUACUGACUACCAUCCACGGGCGUUUGCAGAGGCUGUCGCGAAAGAUGGAACGAGUCUGGCAAACUCGUCGAUAAUUACAGCACAUCCGGCUCCGGGAGCUGGAAAGCGAGAACUUGGUUAA
Molecule: messenger RNA, 1125 nt
Organism: Aspergillus puulaauensis
Lineage: Eukaryota; Fungi; Ascomycota; Eurotiomycetes; Eurotiales; Aspergillaceae
Product: arylsulfotransferase family protein
Exons: 1
Coding region: 1-1125 (374 amino acids)
Source: RefSeq, a predicted model, not a curated record